This is a messenger RNA of Chiloscyllium plagiosum (whitespotted bambooshark), 566 nucleotides long. Lineage: Eukaryota; Metazoa; Chordata; Chondrichthyes; Orectolobiformes; Hemiscylliidae. The record is from RefSeq and is a predicted model, not a curated record.
UGUCCCCCUGCAGCUGCAGAGCGAGACAGGAGAGUUUGUUUUUGUGAAUGAGCAGUUGUAGCGCGAGGUGGCUGUUGCUUGGUGACGGUGAGGCUCCCCCGGCCCCGCCCAUCCACCCGUGCAGAUGUCACGCGGGGGCGAAGGCGGUUGGGAGGAGAAGUCGCUCGAGCGGGGAAGCGGCGGGAGGGCGGCCGUUAGGAAAAUGGCGCCGUGCGGCCCGGGGCAGACACCCGUCACUGGGCACCGCCGCCUUCCUGGCGCAGCUGCUGUGUCACGGCCACACCGGCCGGCUGUACAGCAGGCAGGAGCCGGUGAGCAUUCUGGAGGCGGAUGGGGUUAAGGGCCUGCUUGGGAACUCGUCGGCCGCCUGGGUGGUGGAGUUCUACUGGUCGUGGGGCGGCCCCUGUGUCAACUAUGGGGCCACCUGGAAGGUACUGGGCCCGGGAGGUGAAAGUAAAAGCUAUAUUAUCACGUUGUGGUAAUGCAAUUGUCAUGUGUUUGCCAACUGAGAACAGACCUGGACCAAUGUUUCCAUAGUCCGUCCCCUCCCUGGAUUCACUCCCUUU